UGCGGGACGCGCCCCCACCCCACCACACCCACCCCACGGCUGCUGAAUGAGGCUUCCAGGCGUCCGCGCCCGGCCCGCCGCGCCCCGCCGGAGGUGCGCCCGCUGAGACCGGCCAGGGUGCGGGCAGCCCGCCGGGGCCGCGCUCACCUGCCAGCUCGCCCAGCCAUGGGGCCACCUGGGAACGACAGCGACUUCUUGCUGGCGCCCAACGCGAGCCACGCGCCGGACCAGGACCUGACGGAGGAGCGGGACGAGGCGUGGGUGGUGGGCAUGGCCAUGCUCAUGUCGCUGAUCGUCCUGGCCAUCGUCUUUGGCAACGUGUUGGUCAUCACCGCCGUGGCCAAGUUCGAGCGCCUGCAGACGGUCACCAACUACUUCAUCACCUCCCUGGCCUGUGCGGAUCUCGUCAUGGGCCUGGCCGUGGUGCCUUUCGGGGCCAGUCACAUCCUCAUGAAGAUGUGGACUUUUGGCAACUUCUGGUGUGAGUUCUGGACGGCUAUCGACGUGCUGUGUGUCACGGCCAGCAUCGAGACCCUGUGUGUGAUUGCCGUGGACCGCUACUUUGCCAUCACCUCCCCCUUCAAGUACCAGAGCCUGCUGACCAAGAAUAAGGCCCGUGUCGUCAUUCUGAUGGUGUGGAUUGUGUCGGGUCUUACCUCUUUCUUACCUAUCCAGAUGCACUGGUACAGGGCCUCCAACCUGGACGCCAUCAAAUGCUACGCCAAGGAGACCUGCUGCGACUUUUUCACGAACCGGGCCUAUGCCAUUGCUUCCUCCAUCGUGUCCUUCUAUUUGCCUCUGGUGGUCAUGGUGUUUGUCUACUCUAGGGUCUUCCAGGUAGCCAAAAGGCAGCUCCAGAAGAUUGACAAAUCCGAGGGUCGAUUCCACGCCCAAAACCUCAGCCAGGUGGAGCAGGAUGGGCGGAGCGGGCACGGACUCCGCAGGUCCUCCAAGUUCUGUCUGAAGGAGCACAAAGCCCUCAAGACCUUAGGCAUCAUCAUGGGCAUUUUCACGCUUUGCUGGCUGCCCUUCUUCAUCGUCAACGUCGUGAACUCCAUCCAGGAGAACCUCAUCCCUAAGCAAGUUUACAUCCUCCUCAACUGGCUGGGCUAUGUCAACUCGGCCUUCAAUCCCCUGAUCUACUGCCGGAGCCCGGAUUUCAGGAUUGCCUUCCAGGAGCUUCUGUGCCUGCGCGGGUCUUCUUUGAAGGCCUAUGGGAAUGGCUACUCCAGCAACAGCAAUGGCAAGACGGACUACCCAGGGGAGCAGAGUGGCUGUCCCCGGGGGCAGGAGAAGGAAGACGAACUGCUGUGUGAGGACCCCCCAGCCAUGGAAGACUUUGGGAACUGUCAAGGUACUGUGGCUAGCGAUAGCAUUGAUUCCCAAGGGAGGAACUGUAGCACAAAUGACUCACUGCUGUGAUGCAGGUUUUCUACUUUUUAAGAUUCCUCUCCCCACCACAGAACACUAACCAGACUAUUUAACGUGAGUGUAAUAAAGUUAGAAUAAAAUUGUACAGAGAAUUUUUUUUCAAGAGGAGGGCAUCCUUCUGCCUUUUUUUUAUUUUUUUAAGCUGUAAAAGAGAUAGAGAGAAAUAUGUAUUUGAGUGGUUAUUUGUGUCUUGUACAGGUCAGUUCCUUUUUUUGCAUGGAACUUAUGUGUAUGUCUGAAAGGCAUUGGUCCUAGAGGACCUGGGUCUUUAUGUUUCCAUGAUCUUUCCAUGUAUCUACCUCAUUGGUCAAGUAUUAGGGGGUAACAUAUUGCUGCUGGAAAUUUGUAUCUGAAGAGUUUCCUUCCUGCACCCUCGGACUUGAAAAAUCCUGAGUAUCUGGGACUUUUUUUUUUCAGCUGUGAAUGUGGACUCUUCCCCAGCUCCUCUUAUUUGCUCAAAUGGAGUGUGGUAGGCAGGGAUUUGAGGGACAGCUUCAGUUGUUUUUCUGAGCAAAGUCUAAAGUUUACAGUAAAUAAAUUGUUUGACCAUGACUUCAUUGCA
Molecule: messenger RNA, 1993 nt
Organism: Dipodomys spectabilis (banner-tailed kangaroo rat)
Lineage: Eukaryota; Metazoa; Chordata; Mammalia; Rodentia; Heteromyidae
Gene: Adrb2
Product: adrenoceptor beta 2
Exons: 1
Coding region: 166-1422 (418 amino acids)
Biological process (GO): norepinephrine-epinephrine-mediated vasodilation involved in regulation of systemic arterial blood pressure; negative regulation of smooth muscle contraction; adenylate cyclase-activating adrenergic receptor signaling pathway
Cellular component (GO): membrane
Molecular function (GO): norepinephrine binding; beta2-adrenergic receptor activity
Source: RefSeq, a predicted model, not a curated record